Molecule: messenger RNA, 2720 nt
Organism: Marchantia polymorpha subsp. ruderalis
Lineage: Eukaryota; Viridiplantae; Streptophyta; Marchantiopsida; Marchantiales; Marchantiaceae
Source: the annotation of a GenBank genome assembly
GUCAUACAUCAUGUGCACCAGACAUUUCGAUCAAACUUGGUGUUAAUGGCAAUACAGCAUAAAUGAAAAACAGCCAUAAUGUUAUCCAGAGGAGCACUAGCCUCCAUCUGCACAGGGGAGCACUGAUGGUGACCAACAGUGAGUCACUUCAGUCUACACCUGUUAAGCUGGAAAAUUGAUUUACAUGUCUGACAUCAAGCGGAUCAUCUUCAGAACUGCUUUAUCAACUGCAAAGAACCUAGUCCUUUUGGUUAAGUUACUCCCCUUGCAAAGAACCUAAUCUUGUCUAAUUCUCAUCUUGCUGAAGUCUACUGAUCAUAAAUACCAAUGCGCUUCUUCAAUGAAGACAUGCAUGAUGGCAGGUUUGUGAGUGCUCAACAAGUGUAAAUAGCAAGAUUAUGACUUGCACACUGCACUCCAUGUGGUCUGAAGAACGUGGGGAUGUAGACCUUGACAUUGAUUGAGCCCCUAUUCAACAAUAGUCGGCUUGACAUUCUUCACGAGCCUUUUACCUCUUCGUGCUCCUCAAACUUGUCAUACACAGUAGACUAGCAAAAUGGAUGGGAAGACCCUGUCAAGCUCCGCGUAGAUAGCACACUGUAAAAUAGUAUGGGAAGACUCCAUCUACUCGUACAGAUAUGAAACCAAAUGAUAAUAGGUACCAAUAGCAUCAUCAUGGCAAAUGUGUCCUAAGAUAUCCUAACUUUUACUAUCGAGUAACCCUGAGUCUCUUACCUGUGAGUGAGUGAUUAUUCAUAGUGUAGGUCAAUGGCCAGCAACGAGUCAAAUUUAAUAUAGUGACGGGCUUGAUAGUAACAAUAGAUCCUAUAUUUGGGCUACUACAGUUGGUCUGCAGGGUGAAACAGGUGAAGCCUCUAUCUAUUAACUAAAAUAUUCUACCUUUUGACAAAAAAACCAUGGGUUACUCUUUAUUUUAUCCCAGCUCUUCUCUCUUCUUCUCCAUAAUUCUUGUUGAACGAAGUUCCUGAUUUCAGAAACUGAGACCACUUUGUUUUUCCGUAUGGAAAUCAUUUCUGUAGCAGGAUAGAUGAAGAGACUCUUUGAUUGUAUUGCCUGAACAGAUCUCAAAUGCUAACAGUGACUAGCAACCUGAUUUCGCUCCCUAUCGUAUCUGUAAGGUACUGUCAAGUACCCGUGCGUUUGUUGGCCUUCCCAGAAUAUUAAAUGUCUCCUUGAAAGCCGUCUCCUGACUAUUGAGCGGAUUUACACACAAUGAAUUUACGAUCAAAUUACACAGUUCAAAUGAUCAUCCUGCCGAAGAAGUAUCAGCUGGUUGACAACUAUUCCUUCCGAGAUACAUCUAUCUUAUAAUCAAUAUCUCGACUUUAAAUGUGGUGUCUGAGGGAUAAUGGCACGGGUUUGUGGGCAGGAGGUUAAAGUUUACUUUGUUGUUGUUUAGUGAAGGCAUGUAUCCAGAAAUCGACAGCCCCUCGGGCAGUCGAAUCCAAAUCUACACGCUACCACUGUACUGCACACACCCAUCCCCACGCACGCAGGAUCUGGAGAGGUCGUUGGCAAGUUUGAACCGAAGAAGUCAAUGGCGACAUAAAGUUUGACCAAAUGGUCUUCGCCUACUCCAUCUUCUCGCUUCGAAUUGGUGAGAGAAAGGCCGUCAGACCACGCAUCCUCUCGGUCUUCAAUGUUUCGCCGAAGCGCAAAGGAACUCUUCCGUCCUCGUCCUCGUCCUCAUCGUCGUCGGCGGUCUCCUCCUUCACGAGCUUCUGCCUUCUUUGCGAAGGUGGGAGAGACUCGGACUCGGACUCGGGCCCUUGGCGGGAGUCGUCUUCAUGUUGGUCCUCGCGGGCGGAGUCCCGUUCGAGAGAAGCAAGCGAGUAAAGCGGGCGAAGGCAGGCAGGGGCCGCGCGCGGGCAUGCAAGCAAAGCGUUCAAAAGCGUGGAAAGGUUUCAUCGCGACGGAACAAUCCUCGGGCGAUGCCGCAGAGAUUCGUCUCGCAGGGCCACUUCGAGGGUCAAUCGACCGCGGCCAGUUUUCUUGGACUGUACACAUCGCUAUACCUUCGGGUAAAGUCCAAAGCAGCCCAAUCCGAAUCUUCCCUGUGUGACAGCUGGAAAGCACCGGUCCGUAAUUGGGCUGCAUAUGACACAUAUGACAGCCAAAGACCGACUGACCGGCUGGUGCCGCUCCGGCCUCUGCUUCGCCAGCCGGUGGGCAGGAUGAAAUUUCGAACUUUCCGCUCUGCCGCCCUGCGCUAAGAGCGGGGGUUUAGAAGUGGGACUUGAUUUUGUGUGCCUUGAUUAGUGGCUCGUCCGGCAGGCCAGGUCAUGGGUGUACAAGCAGACCGUAUGGAUCAUGUUAUCACGUACACGACUUCAAGCCUUAUCACAUGCAUCGAGAAAAAUCUGCGACGAACGAUCUGGGGAGCGUCUGGACGCAAGCAUUGAGCGGCGUCACGCUCUCCGGGUCACGUUGACCAGAUCAGGUUGGAUAUUUUGGUGUGGUUUCCUCCAUGCUUACAGACUGUACAAAUAAGUUAUUCCAAUUAAAAGUCCCCAGAUGAAUUUAAGACAAGUGUACUGGCGAUUUGUGUGCCACAACCUUCGCAACUUUGGAUCGUGUCGCAUGCUGGAGAACCUAGAGUGUGUAUUUUCCUCUGUUAUUUUCUAUUUGCUACAAACACUAUUUCCUUGUGGAUUACACCUUGAUCCUCUUUGGACGUACCUCUCCAUAUAGAUCACGGA